Molecule: messenger RNA, 4917 nt
Organism: Tuber aestivum (summer truffle)
Lineage: Eukaryota; Fungi; Ascomycota; Pezizomycetes; Pezizales; Tuberaceae
Source: the annotation of a GenBank genome assembly
GCCGCAGUACUGCCUCCCCAAUGGUAUGGCCGGGGGUUUAUCUACAGUACUUGGGCAAGCAUGGGGAGAGCUUAGUGAUGCACUCGCACCGCCCUGAAGGAUAAGGGUGGUUGGGGCUUAUGUCCGUGGGCUAAGCCGAAAAAAAUCAAAAAUCCUCCCACUGUGGAUUGCUUUUGACGCCGCUGCACGGGAAAGACAUAAAUUUACGGUAGACAAUAGCCUUACUGCUUGACCGGCAGCCUCCCACGCAUCCGAUGAUAAAUCGGAGGGAGCGAUGUGUGCAAAAAUGGGGUAUGGCUUGGUGGCACAAUAGGGUUGGUUUGCUAAUGAUUUAAGUCACUUCCCGCCCGCACCUGUUUGUUCCGUGCUUUUUUUUUUUUUUGAACGCAUUUUGCUCCAACUUGAACGCUUGAAUGUUCGUGAACCGAAGUUACAAUGUCCGGUACCAUGUUUCUCGCCAUCGCUGUUCCCCCGGCGAGUGAGGGCGAUGGCCCUAUUGAGAUGUACGCGAGCGACGACGAGUUCAACAGCAACGUCUUGAGGGAGGAUGGGGCGGGGUCGGAUUCGGCACAACUCGACCUGUUCGCAGCGGCAAAGAAGAUGCUUUGGAUGCAUCCUGGAAUAAAUGGUGUUGUUAGGAAUGCUUUGAGUCGCAUGAAGAAGGCUUUUGCAUAUAAUUCGGUGUUCUUCCUCAAAGUUAUUCUGGACCUUCAGGCAACCUAUCACUCGCUACCACAACCCCCCUCCUUCCCGGAUGACGUUUAUCUCGAUAUCGAUUUGGUGUUGAGGAUAGCGGAGGUUUUGGCUGGGAGAAUGGUGAGGAAGGACAAGGAUGGCGUUUCGCCUUCGAGAGAGCUACAGCUCAGAACACUGGUUUCCGCCCUAUCACUCUUGUAUCAGCUGAGGAUCGGGAAACUCGACAACAGUGCCUACGCAAAGUUAUUGAAAGAUAUUUCCGAGAGGGACUAUGACAACCGGGCGAGGUACACGGAGGAUUCCGGGGAGUGGGUUAGCAAUGGAGAUGUCGAGUUUCUCGUUCGUUAUGCAUGCGAUCUCAUUCGCUGCAUGCCUAGCGAGCUUCCGAAAUUCACGGAGAUGAACUCUCAGGCUAUACAUUUCCUCUUCGCAGCCGGUUACAUUGUAGGUUAUCCGGUUUUUGGCCUUAUUCGUUCGUUUUUGCUGACCUUUUGUUAAGAAUCAGCUUGAAGGCGCGACAACACCAACAGCUCUUGAUAAGAUAUGGGCUAGAAUAACGGCUCCACCUUCAGGAUGGCACAAAGACGUGCGCCACCUCUACGAGGGAACCGCAGGGGCGAUAUCUCUCCACCACCAGGCUCAAUACGGCAGCGACAUUGGGCGUGCCUCGCAGUAUGCUAGCAUUUUAGCAACGGAAAUUGCUAAAUCUAUUGUCGAUAAAAUAGAGCUCGGCCUAAGGGCAUUCGUUCCCUCGGGGGGAUCGGUCAGUGAUGACGGGCGUAGCAUUGUGCGGGAUGAAACAGGAGAUCUCCCGAGUCUUGAAACUAGAUUACUGGUAUCUGGCCUCCUUGAUCUGACGGGCCAGCUGGUUAUGGCGUUCCCGGAAUGCGAUGAGAUUGUGGAGGGUGCCAAGUCGUUGGCGCUGAAACUGAUUCUGACCUCGGAUAAGAAGGAGUUUCGAAACAAAGCCGUAAGUAUUCUUUGGGUGUUUCAGGUUGGAAACGUGGCUUAUGGUUAAAUUUGUAGUUCGAAAUCAUUAUCUCAGCUACCGCUGGCUGUAGUGAGGAGGAGUAUUAUAACAUAAUGCGAAACUUAGACCUUGAUAUUGAGAACAUAUCACAAGCCGGAAUCCUGCCUCCCACGGGCGAAGACGAAUCAUUAAGGGUGGAAGAGCUGAAAAGGGAGAAACGAGACGCCAUGGAUCGUUGCGAGAGGAGGUCGAUUCUUUACAAAGGUGCCGUCGAAUCCAUGCAACGGCGACUGCAGGGAAUGCGGGCUGCAUAUUCACCAAUUCGGAUAUCACAGACUAUCAAUGAGGUUCUACAUCUGGCACCGUGGGAUGAAGGGCCUAGAUCCACCGCUUCAACGAGCAUGCCCGGCAGCCAGCACAGCCAAGUGCCAACUCUGUCCAGCCAGGCACCAACCUGCGAUACAAACGUUAGCAGAACAUCAACCCCUACUUGUGAAUCGGCGCUCAGCCCUCUUGUGACAUUAUUCAGCCCCACCGAUUCGACACCGUGCAAGGCUUUCUCAUCACCCACAGAAAGUACCUGCCACACCUUGCUAAGCCCAGCCCCCGGAGAUGACUCGCCAAUCGAAUCCCCUGUUCUCCCCGCUUUGGCCUCGCCAAAUAUGACACCUACGAGUAAUACCGCCUACCCUGCACCAACCACACCCCACGAAGCCAUUACGCCAAACCUGGACACCACCUUGCGCUUCAAUGGGCUCGACCAAUUAUUUGCCGACGCCAUGUUUGAGGAGCCUGAACUUUAUGACGGAGACCUCCCCUCCGGGUCUAACGUGGGGAAGGUGGACUUUGAGCUGCCCAUCCAAUCAUUCGAGGUCGAAGACGAUCGCUCGACAUUACCACUGCCAGAGGAAGGCGAAGAAGAAGGAGCAUUGGAAACUUCGGAUUCCGAAAAAUCGCAACCCAUGAACUCCCAACGCAUAUCUGUUUACAGCCAGGCCAUGGUUGAGCCACCGCUCCGAUCGCCCACCUCCACUUACCCGGAGCCUUCCUUGUCGCGAACGCCAUCGGGUCAAACGCAAACGGGUUCGCUGAAGCGCCAGUCACGCGCAAGCAGAUUUUUUUCGCGAAGACCCGGGUUGUUCGCUAGCCGUGAUUCGAGACGUUUCCACAGUCUGCAACUCAAUAAGCCUCUCCCAUGUAUCGACAGGGAGACGAUUCUUGCCGAGGAUGCACCUGAGCCUGUACUUCCUGGACAACCGGCGCAGCCUGUCAGGUCGCAGUCAGCGUUGGAAAUGCGGAGUGACAAGAUGGAUGACUUUGGGAUGGAAAGGGCCUCACCGCUGAGCCAAUAUCCCUCUAAAUUUGGUCUUCCAGUAUUACACCCAAUACACUGUGGCGUUGAGCCGGUUCCUGCCGAAGCAAACUCCCUAAUAGAGUACGAGAGUCAACCGGUUGAAAGUGUUUUUAAGGUGCAAUGCAAGGACUCGUGCUUCAGCACUUUUAUAUCAUCAGAUGCUAAAUAUGCCGUCUACAUGUCGCCCCAGUCCUUUCAAGUCUUUUCAACACCUUCGCCCGGAGAGAACGUAUCGACAAAACCAAAAUUCCACUACAGAUUGGGUUCGGCAGAGGGCAUUCGAAAAGGGAAGGUGCCAUGGACAUACAAGGCGGGAGCUGCUUCGGGCAAGUACAUUGUGGCGAUCACCAAAGAGAAGGUAAGCACCUCGAAUCCUGUAAGCUAAUAAUUGAUCCUAACAUUUUCCUCCCCUCUUCCCCUGACAGGUCCAGGUUCAUGAAAUCGAAGACUGUAAGGUCAUCUUCACAGAAUCCACAACCGGCUGGGAGAAUGCUUGCGUAGCCAUCGGAGGUGACAAGAUAGUCGUCGGAAUGUCUAAGAAGAUACGCGAUGAAACCCAAGGCCUAAUCCGAAUCUACAAGAUGAAUGCACCAACAUAUCAGGGCCUCCGGUGCGAACGGAUAAGAGACCUCCACCUCCCGCUGGACAUCCGCGCAACCCCGGACGCUCCGCACAUAAUCUCAUUGACCCAAGAUGGCAAUCACCUAACCUGCGCGACAUCGAAAUGCGGCUACUUUUUCUCCUGGGACAUUUCCCGCGUGCGAGCGAAGGACCCGCACCUAAUUGCUAGCGGUGCGCUAAACGUCACCGAAGUAGGCUCCCUCCAUCCCUCCCGUAUGUGAUACGAAAAACUAACCUCUCCCAGGGCCCCGGCGCCGAGACCCUCUCCAACGCAAUUCUCUUCCCCGAUAAACGCCACAUCUUCUGCAGCACCUUCCCAGCCAGCACCGUAGAAGCAGAAUGGUGUGGCUCCUUUACCGAACCCACGAGCAUCUCCUCCACGACACCCUCCCAUCGCCCAAUCCGCCAGGUUGGCCUCCGAGUAACGCACUCCACCGUCGCGCCCCUCGGCAACGCAGCAGCGUUCCUGACCAAGUCUGGCCUCAUCUGGAUUAUCCCCGUUACGCAUGUCGAGGGUGACAAUAACCUGACUACCUUUAGUACGCUGCAUAGUAAAGAGCGCAUGCAAGGGCAGCAGACUCCCGAGAGUGCGGGGAGGAUUGCGUUCACACCAGAGGGUGACAGACUCGUUGCAGUGGACAGAAAGGGGAAGAUGCUCACAUUGAGUUUUGGCCGGAAGUGCGCAAGCACGCAGUUUGUUCCCAUCAAGUCGGAGGUCGGGGGAUUCUAUUAGAUUGUGGUAGGUGGUAUGUGCGAGGGAAAAGAAGAAAUGAAGGUAGAAUCAUUUCGAGGGUGUUUUAUUUUUUUCUUAUUCCAUUAUUACUUUUAAUUCCAGAUCGAUUUCUUACCCCCCUUUCAUUCUUUUAGCCUUUUCUUCCUUCAUAGACAUUUUUCUUAUGCGCUUUUGGGAUUGGGCGGGUGCAGGAGUUUCAUUCAUUCAUUUAUUCAUUUAUUCAUUCAUUCCCAUCAUUGCAUAGCGCGGUGGGAGCGGGGCUUGUUUGGUUGGGUCGUUUGGUCUGGUGGGGGGGGGGGGGGUACGGGCGAGGGGCGUAAAGGUGCAUGAAUGCUUUUCUUCAUUUCAUUUUAGAUUAGUUUUAUCCAUGUUGUAGCUUAGUCUAUCGCUUCAUCUUUUUUUUAUCUUUUCCCAUUCCAGGUUAGGUGUUUGUACUAUACCGGUAUUUCUUUUUGUCGCUCAUCCCGAGCUUUACUGUAAUAUUAAUAUACGAGUAUAUGUUAGCGAAUAGCCUAGCAGAUUAAUGAAUCGUCAUCGCUGGCA